This is a messenger RNA of Menidia menidia (Atlantic silverside), 2155 nucleotides long. Lineage: Eukaryota; Metazoa; Chordata; Actinopteri; Atheriniformes; Atherinopsidae. The record is from the annotation of a GenBank genome assembly.
AAGUUAAGUAAUGUUCUGCGCAGCCAGCGCAGCUUUUGACGCGCUCGAAUGUCUGUGUUAUGAGACGUAUUUUGUAAGGUAUAAACGCGCACCCCUGUUUACAGAGCGGGUGGGUUACAUAAGCCUCGCACCGGCAAAGAAGUGCAGACAAAACAGCUUCACUUCGACUGGCUUUAGAAGAGAAGCUGUCGUCUUCUAGCGAGUUUACAGUAGCAGACACAGAAUGCUCCCAGCUAGCAGAUUCUCGUGUAAAGCCCACAGAUGUAUUAGAGCAUUAACAACAGUACCGACCGAACAUGCUGCGCCCCAGCUGUACACAUCUAUACAAAGGAGGACGUGCUCGUCAGCAUCCCGCAUCACAACACACUACACCAUCCAUCCUCGAGAGAAAGAUUCAAGAUGGGAAGGUGUGGAAAUGGAGAGGUUUGGAGAUGAAGCAGAUGUUGUGAUAGUUGGCGGAGGCCCGGCCGGUUUGUCAGCAGCCAUUCGUCUCAAGCAGCUAGCCAAUGAACAUGAGAAGGAGCUGAGAGUCUGUGUUGUGGAGAAGGCCCCUCAGAUUGGAGCGCACACUCUGUCUGGAGCCUGUUUAGAGCCCAGUGCCCUCUUCGAGCUCUUUCCGGACUGGAAGGAACGAGGGGCUCCUCUGCACACUCCAGUGACGGAGGAUAUUUUCAGCAUUUUUACAGAAAAACACAGAAUCCCUAUCCCCAUAUUACCAGGCCUGCCCAUGCAGAACCACGGGAACUACCUCGUGAGGCUGGGGAACCUGGUGCGCUGGCUGGGGGAGCAGGCGGAGGAGCUGGGGGUGGAGCUCUACCCUGGUUAUGCUGCUGCCGAGGUUUUAUUUCAUGAAGAUGGAAGUGUGAAAGGUAUUGCUACAAAUGACGUCGGCAUCGCCAAGGACGGCUCCCCUAAGGAUGUUUUCGAGAGGGGAAUGGAGCUCCAUGCUAAGGUCACGUUGUUCGGAGAGGGCUGCCACGGCCACUUGGCAAAGCAGCUUUACAAGCAGUUCAACCUGCGUGAGAACUGUGAACCCCAGACUUAUGCUAUCGGCCUUAAAGAGCUCUGGAUGAUUGAUGAGAAGAAGUGGAAACCUGGCAGGGCUGAACAUUCUGUGGGCUGGCCGUUGAACAGACACACAUAUGGAGGAUCCUUCGUCUAUCACCUCAAUGAAGGAGAGCCUCUCGUGGCCUUGGGCUUUGUGGUUGGUCUAGACUACUCCAACCCUUAUUUGAGCCCCUUCAGGGAGUUCCAGCGCUGGAAACACCACCCUUUCGUAUCGUCCACACUGGAGGGAGGCCAGAGGAUUGCUUAUGGAGCCAGAGCCUUGAAUGAAGGAGGAUUUCAGUCCAUCCCAAAGUUGACCUUUCCUGGAGGGCUGCUGAUUGGCUGCAGUCCAGGUUUCAUGAACGUCCCAAAGAUCAAAGGAACCCACACGGCUAUGAAGAGUGGCAUGCUGGCUGCCGAGGCCAUUUUCCCAAAAGUCACUGCAGAGAGCCUGGAUUCUGAGACGGCAGGAAUCCACGUCCACGAAUACGCUGAAAACUUGAAGAGCUCGUGGGUGUGGAAGGAGCUGUACUCCGUGAGGAACAUCCGGCCGUCUUUCCACAAUUACUUUGGCCUGUACGGCGGCAUGGUCUACACUGGGAUCUUCUACUGGAUCUUCAGAGGAAAAGAGCCCUGGACCCUCAAACACUGCGGCCUGGACGCACACCAGCUGAAGCCGGCCAAGGAGUGCACGCCCAUCGAGUACCCCAAGCCCGACGGGAAGAUAAGCUUCGACCUGCUCUCCUCCGUGGCCCUGAGCGGCACCAACCACGAAGGGGAUCAGCCCCCACACCUGACCCUAAAGGACGACGGCGUGCCCGUGGCCAGGAACCUGGCCAUUUACGACGGGCCCGAGCAGCGCUUCUGCCCCGCAGGCGUGUACGAGUACGUCCCCGUGGAAACGGGGGACGGGAUGCGGCUGCAGAUCAACGCUCAGAACUGCGUCCACUGCAAGACCUGCGACAUCAAGGACCCCAGCCAGAACAUCAACUGGGUGGUGCCCGAGGGGGGCGGCGGUCCCGCCUACAACGGGAUGUAAAUGCUGUUUUUUUCUUUCUUUUUUUAUAAUACCGUUGGUCUAGAAACACAAGUACUCCACACUCAGGGG